Laccaria bicolor S238N-H82 is the source of this 904-nucleotide messenger RNA. RefSeq names its product ectomycorrhiza-regulated protein. The record is from RefSeq and is a predicted model, not a curated record. The coding region runs from base 1 to 549 and encodes 182 amino acids. Gene Ontology annotation, molecular function: DNA-binding transcription factor activity. Gene Ontology annotation, biological process: regulation of DNA-templated transcription. The transcript has 2 exons. Lineage: Eukaryota; Fungi; Basidiomycota; Agaricomycetes; Agaricales; Hydnangiaceae.
AUGCAGGGCAACUAUCAGAUGAACAACACGGCGUACGACUACUCCAUGUCGGCGAUGUCAUCCACUUCUCUAUAUUCAAUGUCUGGAAAGUCUGGGGAGGAGCCAGUAGCGGGCCCAUCGUCUCUCGUCCAUCGACGACGCUCAUCGGCGGGAAGUGGAUCGAGAAAGCGAAGCCCCGACUCCCUAAUCUCCCCCGACGCCCCUACGCAGCCAAGGAAAUACACAACUCCUUCCGCGACAUCCAAAAAAGAGGUCCCCGCCUUCUUUGCGAAGCGUUACCCCCUUCAGGGAUCUGACGAAGAGGAAGACGAACUCACGGAGGAGCCACCAGCCGCAAACGCCACGGAUCAGGAGAAAAUCGAGUGGCGCCGCCGCCAAAACACACUCGCCGCACGGAGGAGCAGAAAGAGGAAGCUUCUGCAGCAGCAGCAUUUGGAAGAGAUGGUCGAACGUCUCACCAGGGAGAAAGAGGUCUGGCGGACACGAGCGCUGACGCUCAGGCAGCUCCUUCAUUCCCAUGGCAUCCUUUGCCCCGACUUCAAGGACUAACAGCGCAACCUGAAGUCGCUGCAGAUGAGGUUGAACGUAAUCUCUACUCAACUAUAGCACCCGGCACGGCUUUCGAAUUCAUCAAACCUUUGAUUCUCUUGUUGGUGCUUUCUAUUAGCGUGGACCGCAGAUUUUGCUUUUCUAAAUCAAUCAUGUCAAAUUGAUGAGCCGGCGCGCUGCCGACGCGAUUUGCUGGCGUCGAUAGCAAAUUCUUACUGUGCUCCCAUCACGCCCCGCUUUACAUCACGGUCAUAUCCUCUCAUCGUACUCUGCGCUUUCUAUGUAUCAUCGAACAAUUGUAGAUUUUGUAGCAUCAUGGACGGUUUUCACCGCAAUAUACCCGCUCGGUUUUGAA